AUGGAAUCUCACCUACGAUUGGAAUUAAAUCAUGCGGAAUGCGAGAAAGUCUUAGAGGAUUUAGAUGAGCUGGCUAGAGUAACUAAUGGACAGAUGGUUAGUGUGUGGAAUCAAACACCUGAUGAUAAUGUGAAAGCCAUGAUAAUAAUGGCUUCUCAGGCGCAACAAAGUCAAGAUUGGCAAGUUCUACGUAAGAUAGUUCGAUCAAUGAUUAAGGCAUACUACCAUGAAAAAGCUGAAGAGAUUGAAGCUGAACUUGAAAUUGCUGAUGGCCAAAAAUGUCCUAUUUGUGAUCGCCGUGGACAUAUGUCCCAAACUUGCUGGUUUAGAGAAGAAGGGACAGUGCAAUUCCGACUGACUAGAGGUGAACAUGUCAAAGAGGGAAUGGAUGCUGAUCAGGAAGGGUCUGGAUCUGGCGAGGGUGAUCUGGAGGUGGAUAGGAGUGAUGGUGAAAGGUUGGAAAUGGAGAAGCAGGUAUGGGAAGAAAUUGAACAGAAGUACAAGGAUAUUACUAAGCAACUGGAAGAACUGACUGGACCGAUCAAGUUUAUUGAAGGCACAGAGUGUCGGAUUGAAACGCCGCCUGGGGAAGUAGUUCAUCUCAAACAGGGAAAGAUUCCGCGGAAGUAUAGGGCAAGGUUAAUGGCUAAGCUAGCAGUACUGGAUCGAGUGGGCAUAACGAAACGAAGUGGUUCAGUAUGGAACCAUCCUAUUAAGGUAGCGGAAGAGUCCGAAAGUAAGGAGAUUAAACUAGUCGGUCAGUUAAUGGCAUUGAACCAUCUAGCCCAACCGAGUCAUUCGGAAAUGCCCAAUAUAUACCGGAUCAUGGAAAAACACCACGGCUCUAAGUACUUUGCCGUGAUAAACUUACUAGAUGCCUUUUGGCAUGUCAAAGUAAGGGAUGAAGAUAUGCCCAAAACUGCAUUUACAGUAGGCGGGGUAACAAGACAGUGGCGAGGAAUGUUACUGGGGUACAGAAAUGCAUCAUUUAUCUUCCAAGAUAUAAUGGAAAGGGUCCUGAGUGGGUUAUUAUCUGCUGGUGUGGAAGUUCAUCAGAGCAGUAUAUUCAUUCAUACGAAAACCGAUGGGGAGCACAGUACACUCAUAAGAGAAGUCUUGGACCGGUUGGGAGAGCAGGGGUUAAGAGUAGAUAGGAAGAAGUCGUGGCUGUUCCGUAGGGAAACCAUAGUCCAGGGACAGGUCGUAGAUAGUGAGACUAGACGGCUUGUGCAGGAAAGGAAACUGGCCGUGCUCAGUCGAUCGAAGCCACAUACAGUAACCCAGAUGAGACAAGUCCUGGGCCGGCUGAACGGACUAAGGGACUACAUACCUAACUGUAGUGAGAGAACAAGUUGCUUGACAAAUGCUAUUAUUGGUAAGAAGAAGGACGAGAAAGUCGUCUGGACUGAAGAGAUGGAUAAUGAAUGGAAUGAGUUGGUGUAUCAGGUGGAAAAGAUAGAAACUCUUAAACUGCCCGAUCUCCAGGCAGAAUUCGUCUUAGAAAUAAGUGUAAGUCGUACGACAAUAGGAGCGGCGCUGCUACAGAAGGGAGAGGCGCGAGAACGAGCACCUAUCCAAUGGCGCUCCCAAAAACUAACUCGGGAGAAGCUGAACUAUGGCGAUAUGGAGAAAGGAGUGUAUGCCGCAUACUGGGCAAUAAAGGAGCAUAGCCAUAUCCUAAAAGGGCGCACUUUCACAAUUGAAACGUGUUAUAAACCGCUACUUGAGAUAAGGAACGGCCACAGUUUCCAAGAUCCGAGAGUGCUAAAAUGGGCGGCGGCUGUAAUGGAGUACGACUUUGAUGUUAAGUAUGUUCCAUUAAGGUACACGAUCUAUCACAAUACAUUGAGUGAGCCGUAUCGAAAGAAGCGAGAAAGGAGUAUUCCAGAAGAGGAAAUGUACGAGGAAUCCGCGUUCGAUACGAGCAUACUUUCUGAAAUGAUAAACAACGCACUCAAGCAAGACAAUGGCAACAGGUCGAUUAUUGAUAUUGUUACAGAAGCACAGAACAAGUUCAACUGUAUUACCCGCCCGACCACGCCAAUAAUACCACAAGAACCGAGCGGCCGAGGCGGCAUAAGACCUGCGGCCCGAAGUAAGAAAGGAAAGAGUUCUAACCGGUCGCGGCAACGUCCAUAA
Messenger RNA from Nematocida homosporus, 2139 nucleotides. RefSeq lists its product as uncharacterized. The transcript has a single exon. The record is from RefSeq and is a predicted model, not a curated record. NCBI's taxonomy places the organism in Eukaryota, Fungi, Microsporidia. The coding region runs from base 1 to 2139 and encodes 712 amino acids.